AGCGCGUGUGCCGCCAUUUCGCGGCGACACUGCGGCCGCUCGGUCAUGGACUCGGCUGCGCUGCUGCUCCGCCUGUCUGCGGCAAAUCCCUUCAGCGCGCCCCGCUUCCAGCUGGUCGCCGACCGCGGGCCCGGACUCAGCCGCAGCCCCGGCACCGAGCAGGCGGCCGCAUCUCCCCCAUGCGCUGCCCCGGUGAGCCGGCGUCUGGCCGCGGCCGCCGCCACGGGGGAGGAAGAGUACAGCUGCGAGUAUGGCUCUGCUCGGUUCUAUGCCUUGUGUGGCCUGGGUGGUAUCCUCAGCUGCGGUACAACACACACAGCAGUGGUACCCUUGGAUCUGGUUAAAUGCAGGAUUCAGGUGGAUCCUGGCAAAUAUAAAAGCAUCUUCACGGGGUUUUCUGUCACACUGAAAGAAGAUGGUGUCCGUGGCCUGGCUAAGGGAUGGGCUCCAACCUUCAUCGGAUAUUCAAUGCAAGGACUGUGCAAAUUUGGUUUCUAUGAAAUCUUCAAGAAUGUGUAUAGUGAUCUAUUGAGUGAAGAAAAUAGAUACCUGUGGCGUACAUCUUUGUAUCUUGCUGCAUCUGCCAGUGCUGAAUUCUUUGCGGAUAUUGCACUUUCUCCAAUGGAAGCUUGUAAGGUCCGUAUUCAGACCAAACCUGGAUAUGCAAACACUCUAAGAGAAGCUAUACCCAAAAUGUAUGCUGAAGAAGGAAUGUGGGCAUUCUACAAAGGUGUUGCUCCUCUUUGGAUGAGACAGAUUCCCUACACGAUGAUGAAGUUUGCUUGCUUUGAGCGCACAGUUGAAGCGUUAUACAAACACGUGGUCCCCAAACCACGUAGUGACUGCACCAAAGGAGAGCAGCUGGUGGUGACCUUUGUUGCUGGAUAUAUUGCUGGUGUGUUUUGUGCUAUCGUAUCGCACCCUGCUGACUCUGUGGUUUCCGUGCUGAAUAAAGAAAGUGGCAGCUCUGCUGUCCAGGUUUUGAAGAGGCUUGGACCUGUCGGAGUGUGGAAGGGAUUGGUUGCCCGUAUCAUCAUGAUCGGUACACUGACCGCCUUGCAGUGGUUUAUCUACGACUCGGUGAAGGUUUACUUCAGGCUGCCUCGCCCACCACCACCCGAGAUGCCAGAGUCGCUGAAGAAGAAGCUUGGAAUUCAGUGAAAAACUACACAGGUGGACUUGGCCUACUCCCUGCCUAGGCCAGAUAUCCAUAAGACAUGUAAAAAAAGUUUAAUUUAAUAUUCAAGUAUCAUGUCUGUAAUGCCACAGUGGUGAAUGCUGGCAAAGUCAGCGUGGUGUUCAUCAACUCUCCAUUUCUGAAUAAAGAACAUUAAAUCCAAGUUUUAAAUGUGUAAAAUGAUCCACUUCGUUUGCAGGCUUGUUUAAUAAAUUUAAUAGAAUAGAUCAAAACUUUCAGUUUCAAUGAAAUACAAAAUCUUUUCAGUCUGGAAAUUUGUUAAGCAGAGCAAUCUAUUCGCAAAGCCACAGCUAUUGUAUAUUUGGUUCAGUCAGUAAAAUAUGUUUAAAGCUGCUUGGUUGUUAUUGAUUUGUGACUAAAUUACAAAGUUAAUGUGUGAUGGUUUAAACUUUUUAAAGUCACCCCUUGUGCUCUCUGCAAGUGGGUAACAUCCAUUUUAGUAGUUGAUCUAUUGAAGGUUCUUGAGUCUUUGAUACGAGGUUAAUAUUACCAAGUAGUCUUGUGCUGCAGGCAUGUAGACUUUGCUGCUGUGGAUAUUCUGUCAGAAACAAAUAAAAUAUUUGCAAGCUCUC
This is a messenger RNA of Amblyraja radiata (thorny skate), 1770 nucleotides long. RefSeq names its product solute carrier family 25 member 3b (gene slc25a3b). The record is from RefSeq and is a predicted model, not a curated record. Gene Ontology annotation, biological process: mitochondrial phosphate ion transmembrane transport. The transcript is spliced from 7 exons. Gene Ontology annotation, cellular component: mitochondrial inner membrane. Lineage: Eukaryota; Metazoa; Chordata; Chondrichthyes; Rajiformes; Rajidae. Gene Ontology annotation, molecular function: phosphate transmembrane transporter activity. The coding region runs from base 46 to 1161 and encodes 371 amino acids.